GGAAUUUGGUAGAAGUGAAGUGUCAUCCGAAUAUUGUUGAUAAACAAAGGAAAAGCGAGGGAAAUAAAUGUUAAAUUUAAGUAGUUAUAAAUACAGUACAUUUAGAGAUUUAGAUUUCCUAAUUUUGCUGUACUUCAAAAAAAUUAACUAUUUCGUCUUUAGUAAAGCUUCAAUAUCCGAUUUUUACAUAUAUAAUCUAUAAGUUCAUUUAAGUCAUCCGUUCAUUGUAACUAUUUCUGCUUAGUGUAAAUUUUCAAAAAUGAUUAACUGGACAUCAGAUUAUUACAAUGAAAACAAAAGUGAUUGCCAAAAAAUAUUAAAGACUCCAGAAAAUUGGGAAAAGGUUCCUCUAUUAUUUGAUCAUCAGAUGCCAAAAGGAUCAUUAGUUCGUUUUAAAGGAAUGAUACAAGAUAUGUUAAAUCCUGAAUAUUAUAGUAAAACAUUUUCUAUUUCAAACUCAAUGACAAAUGAAACUAGAGUUUUUCAAGGGAAGUUUCAUUGUUCUAUAUCUAAUUUGAAGCCCGAAGAAGAAAUUAAUUUUGAUGAUGUAUUAUUGGAGAGGCAUAUUGUUGCUUGUAUUCCUAUUCCUGGACUGAAUAGCUGGGUAAAAAAUGUCGAAAAUUUAAAUGACAUUGAUAAAUCUCAACUAGAGGGAAAUUUUCCAAAACGUUUUUGUUUUGAUCCAUCUUUUCAAAACAAUAAGAAAGAAGUUAUCGUUUUUGUUUAUCCUGAAGACACAGAUUCUAACUUUCUUAAGGUCAAUCAUAUUAUAGAUAUAGUUGGAUUUCUUGAUUUAAGGUCCUUACAAUAUGGAAAAGAUGAAUAUCAAGAAAAGUCGCAUGAUCUGGAAGAACAAUAUUGCAUUCAUGCUUUACAUAUUAAAUUUCAACCCAUUUCUAUAUUUUGUAAAAAUCAAAUAAGCAAUGAAAGUAUUUGGAAAGAGGCAUCAAGCAUUCAUAAUGAAUUGAAACUUAUUUUAACUCAAGCUUUGUUAGGAGACUCGUUAGCUGCUGAUUAUUUAAUAUUUAAUCUUAUUUCUACUAUUUACAACAGACAAAAUAAUCAAGUUCCUGGAAAAUUUUCAUUGAAUAUCCAUGGUAUUCCUAAAAAUGCUGGAAACAAUUACAUAAAUAAAUUGUAUUCAUUAAUUUCAUUAUUGGUAGAAAAAAGUGAAUAUUUGUCAAUUACUAUACAAAAUAUGAAUAAUAUCAACAUGAUACCUCGCAAAUGUUAUAUAAAAAAUAGACUAAUAAAUGGUUUAUUACAAUUGUCAAAGAGAACUCAUUUAAUUAUAGAUGAGACUAAUUUAGAACCUGGAAAACUGGAAAAUAAAGGAAUGUUAAAUCUUCAAGCUUUGAACGAUAUUAUUUGUAAUCAGCAAAUUAAAUAUGAUUUUACCUACUAUACAAUUGAUUAUGAAACUGAAAUUUCAGUGUUAACAUUAUCCAUUGGAAAGUCAUUAUUACCAUAUGAUGUUAAUAUUUUGCUAAAACCAGACCCAUCUUGUAUUGAAAAUAUCAAAGAAACAGUUGAUUCAGCUAUAAAUUAUUUAAAUUCUCAAUAUUUACUUUUGGAAAAGUUAAGAAAGUAUAUAGGAAUAAUAACUUCUAAUACAUUCAACUAUAGUGAAGAUAUUUUAAAAGUAAUAGAAAAUGAUUAUGUAAAUAUGCGUAAAAUUGAUCCCAAAAAUGUUUCAGCAGAUGAUUUACAUCGCUACAUGGUUAUAUCAAAAUUAAUCGCACUAAGUUCUGGAGAAAAUGAUUUGAACAUAGAUAUCUGGGAAAAAUGUAAAGGACUUGAAGCAGAGCGUAAACUAAGAAACUAAUAACCUUAAAUUUCAAUUUCUGAAAUUAUUCAUAUUUUAUAUGUAAUAUUUAUUUAAAUAAAUCAAUUUUUUUUAUA
This is a messenger RNA of Daktulosphaira vitifoliae (grape phylloxera), 1902 nucleotides long. RefSeq names its product mini-chromosome maintenance complex-binding protein. Gene Ontology annotation, biological process: DNA-templated DNA replication. Lineage: Eukaryota; Metazoa; Arthropoda; Insecta; Hemiptera; Phylloxeridae. Bases 260 to 1825 code for a protein of 521 amino acids. The transcript has 12 exons. Gene Ontology annotation, molecular function: chromatin binding. The record is from RefSeq and is a predicted model, not a curated record.